Messenger RNA from Sinocyclocheilus anshuiensis, 2585 nucleotides. RefSeq names its product sarcalumenin-like. The coding region runs from base 39 to 2522 and encodes 827 amino acids. The transcript is spliced from 7 exons. The record is from RefSeq and is a predicted model, not a curated record. Gene Ontology annotation, molecular function: GTP binding. Lineage: Eukaryota; Metazoa; Chordata; Actinopteri; Cypriniformes; Cyprinidae.
UAGCCUGAGAGGGGUCCUGGACAGUCCUGGCAGUCAAAAUGAGGCUUUACCUCCCCGUCUGCUGCCUGCUGCCUCUACUGGCACUCGCCACUGCAGAUGCAGUGGAGUCUGAGACUGAGCCACUUGUGCCGUUCCAGCUUAAGUCUGAAGGCGAGCUGUUUAACUGCUGUGAUGGUACAGAGGAUAUAAGCCAGAGCUCCUCCAAUGACACUCCUGCACCAAACAGACCUGUGUGCCAACCCUGUGGCACUGGUGCACAUAUUGACACCACGGCAGAAGAUGUCAGCUCUGAGGAUGAAGAGGAAGAGGUUGUUUCAGAAGAGAAAUCUGAAGAGUUGAAUCAAGAGGAGACCUCUUCUGAAGAGAUAUUUGAGGAGGAGGCACAGGAAGAAGAGGCAGAAGCUGAGUUAGAUGAAUCUAAUGAAGCGGCGGUGGAGGAAGUUAUUGAGGAGGCACGUGAAGACGUGAAGGAGGAGGAGACCUCAGAGGUAGACAGUGAUGUAGAGUCACAAAUAGUUGUUGAGGAAUCUGUGGAAGAAGACGACGAGGAAGAUUCUCAGACUGAUGAGGAGGUAGUUGAGGAAGAGGAGGUUCUUCAGACUGAAGAUGAAGCAGGUGAAGAAGAGGAACUUGCUCAGACUGAAGAGGAGGUAGUUGAGGAAGAGGAGGUCCUUCAGACUGAAGAUGAAGCAGAUGAAGAAGAGGAACUUGCUCAGACUGAAGAGGAGGUAGUUGAGGAAGAGGAGUUUCUUCAGACUGAAGAUGAAACAGGUGAAGAAGAGGAACUUGCUCAGACUGAAGAGGAGGUAGUUGAGGCAGAGGCGGUUUCUCAGCCUGAAGAGCCAGUGGAAGAGAAAUCAGAAGAGGUAACGGAGGAAGAAGCUGAAGAAGAGGAAGCUGUAACAGAGGAAGAAGGAGCUCCUGAGGUUGUGGAAGAACAGAAAUCUGUAGAAGAACCAGAAGCCUUUGAAGAAAUGGUGGAAGCAGAAGCAGCUGAGGAACUAGUUGCAGAUAUUGUUGAGGAGGUUGUUGAAGUAGCACAAGAGGCAACUAAGGAGCUUGUGGAACCAACUCCUGAACAGGUUCAAGAAGAUGUUUCUGCACUUGUUGAAGAAACAACAGUGGAAGAAGUGUCAGUUGAUGCACCAGCAACCAAUGCAUCUGCGAAAGUGGAGAAAACAACCCCGUCAGGUCCUACCACAAGAGAUCAGUCUCACAUCGAAGAGACGCUGCGUCUGGCAACAGCUGAACCUUCACGGGAAUUUGUCGAUGCUCUGAAGAAGCUGCAGCAUGUCUACAACACUGCAAUUAAACCCAUGGACAAGGCCUACAAAUACAAUGAUCUCCGGCAGCAUGAAGUGUCAGAUGCAGAGAUCACCUCUAAGCCCAUGGUCCUGUUCCUGGGCCCUUGGAGCGUUGGCAAGUCUUCCAUGAUCAAUUAUCUUCUAGGUCUCGAUGACACUUCACAACAGCUUUACACUGGGGCUGAGCCCACAACCUCAGAAUACACUGUACUGAUGCACGGUGAGAAGUUUCGCACCAUUGAGGGUAUUGUCAUGGCGGCAGACAGUUCCCGCUCUUUCUCACCCCUGGAGAAGUUUGGUCAGGGGUUUCUGGAAAAGCUGGUGGGAAUCGAGAUGCCGCACAAACUCCUGGAGCGCGUCAACUUUGUCGACACACCUGGAAUCAUCGAGAACCGCAAACAACAAGAGAGAGGGUACCCCUACAGCGAAGUGUGCCAGUGGUUUAUCGACCGUGCCGAUCUCAUCUUCCUGGUGUUUGACCCAACCAAACUGGAUGUCGGUUUAGAACUUGAAAUGCUGUUCAGACAGAUGAAGGGACGCGAGUCACAGAUCCGUAUCAUCCUCAACAAGGCUGACAGUCUAACAACCCAGGACCUAAUGCGCGUGUAUGGCGCCCUCUUCUGGAGCAUGGCACCCUUGAUUAACGUGACAGAACCACCACGUGUCUACGUGAGCUCAUUUUGGCCGCAGGAUUACGCUCCUGACACCAACAGAGAUCUUUUUAAACGUGAGGAGAUCUCUCUGCUGGAGGACCUAAAUCAGGUAAUCGAGAACCGGCUGGAAAACAAAAUCGCCUUCAUUCGGCAGCACGGCAUCCGCGUGCGCAUCCACGCCCUCCUGGUCGACCGCUACCUGCAGACGUAUUAUGAGAAGCUGGGCUGGUUUAGUGACCCACAUGAGGUUUUCGAUGAUAUUGUCAGUGACCCUGACAAAUUCUACAUUUUCAAGUCCAUUCUGGCCAAGACCAAUGUGAGUAAGUUCGACUUGCCAGAACCGGAGGCGUACCGGGACUUCUUUGGAGUCAAUCCUCCCAGUGGCUUUAAGCUCCUCUCCUCAUACUGCAGCUGGUCAGGCGGAUGCCAGCUGGAGAAGAUCGAGAAGGCCAUCACAGAUGACCUGCCGGCUUUGCUCAGCAGUCUGGCAGAGAAACGGGAAGCCAAGGCAGAAGCGGCUGCAGAAACCAAGGAGAAACCCCCAAACCGUUGGAGGAGACAGUAACACAAGAAUGGUGGGAGAUGUGGGAAGUAUGGAAGAGUGGCACCAAAGCAAUGAAUGAGAGUA